AUGAAGGUUUCCGCUGCCUUGGCCACCCUGGCCACCAUCUUGUCGACGGUGGUGGCGGCUCCCGCUUCCAUCCUUGAAGCCCGUCAAUAUGGGGGCGACACCUAUAAUCAGCUGAUAGACGGCACGCCCUGCCGGGACAUAACCGUCAUCUACGCUCGCGGAACUACGCAGGACGGAAACGUCGGCGACCCUGCGGCCGUCGGACCGCUCAUGUUCAACGCCCUCGCCGCCAUCGUGGGUACCGAGAGGCUGGCAAUCCAGGGCGUCACGUACGCGGCCAACAUUCUCGGCUUCAUCCUGGGCGGAGACCCCAACGGGGGCAAGGUCAUGGCGGCCCACGCAGUAACGGCAGCAUCCAACUGCCCCAACACCAAAAUCGUCCUCUCAGGCUACAGCCAGGGCGCACAGGUCGUGCACCGGGCCGCAGGCCUCUUGUCCGCGGAAGUCGCUAGCAAGGUUUCUGCUGUCCUCACUCUUGGCGACCCGUUCCAGAAACGCACCUUGGCAAAUAUUCCAGCCUCUAAGUGGAGGGUCAUCUGCCACGAGGGUGAUAACAUUUGCGCCGGUGGCAUUAUCACCAAUGAACCACACAAAAACUACCAGCUGGACGCCCAGGAUGCUGCGGCUUGGAUCGCCUCGAUGGUCGCAUAG
Pyricularia pennisetigena is the source of this 651-nucleotide messenger RNA. RefSeq lists its product as uncharacterized. Gene Ontology annotation, biological process: carbohydrate catabolic process. Gene Ontology annotation, molecular function: cutinase activity. Bases 1 to 651 code for a protein of 216 amino acids. The transcript is spliced from 4 exons. Lineage: Eukaryota; Fungi; Ascomycota; Sordariomycetes; Magnaporthales; Pyriculariaceae. The record is from RefSeq and is a predicted model, not a curated record. Gene Ontology annotation, cellular component: extracellular region.